ACAGACCCGACAUAGAGGGUCCAUCACAGGGAGGGCGCAGUGCCCACGGGCGCGCACAGAGCUCCCUUUCUUUAAGAAAAGGCAAAGGGGAAUUCCUUAUGGUGGAUGCUGCAGCGAUGAGAAGCCUUUUCAUCCGGCUGUUUUUCAGAGUCUCCACUGGCUGCGUUAAUUACAGGGCCCGGGGCUGCACUUUGAGCUCGCUGUGCUCAUGCAUGCUCUUGAGAAAAAGCCGCGCAUCUGAUUCUCACGACACAGACGAAAACCACGCACAAAUACGCACGCGCGCGCACAUGCUCGCGCCCGCCUGAGCCCGCGGAACCAGUCAGCCAGCUGCUCGGGGACAUUCUUGUCCAGUCUUCUGCAACUUCGUCUUCACAGACAGCAGCAGCCAGUGACACCGAGGACGACGUGAGCUGGUUUUAAGACGUGGUUGUUUUUUGUAAAUCCCCACUUAGCCCAGCAGCUCAGGUCAGAGGAUGUGGAGCGUCGCUGCUCCUGCCAGACCUCAGUGAAACUUUUGUCGGUGAGCGGAGCGCACACAGAGGGGAAGAGCUGGACCCGCAGCCCGUGUGUCGGUCACCGGAGAAGAUGGGAGACUUCCACUAGGCUGUCUCCGAGAAAACAUCAUGGCUGUAGACGGACGCGGCCUGGCUCCGCUCUCGGUGGGAGAUGGUGAAUGACAGAAAAGAGAAGCACAAAGCAGGAGAAACGAAGGCACCCUUUCAUCUCCUCAAAACCUCGUUUCCCCCUGACAGCCUCUCUCGUUCUGUCCUCUUUUCAAAUUCUCUUAGUCAACUUAAGAUAUUGAAAAUGCACAUUAGCGCGCACGCAAACACAAGCUGCACACGGAGCUUCAAACGUGCUGCAUCCAGUUUCAGUUUCUGCAGGCCAGCUGUGGAGUACAGGGCUCUGCCCGAGGACUUCAAGCACCAGCUGAGUCGACGGACAGGUGGGAACCUGACCUGGCAUGACGGCCGCGGACAGAAAACAGCGGGAGGCAGAACAGUAAAGCUGCUACAGCAGCCGGGGACCGAGGCCCUGCAGUACCGCUCCAGUGACAAUUAUGGGAUAUAUCACACGAGCCCAACACAGCCCAGCCUGAUCCGUCCUGUUGUUCUUUGGUCUCAACAAGAUGUGUGCAAGUGGCUGAAGAAACACUGUCCACACAACUACCUGACCUACGUGGAAGCGUUCUCCCACCACGCCAUCACAGGCCGAGCGUUACUGCGCCUGAAUGGGGAGAAGCUGGAGCGCAUGGGUUUAGUGCAGGAGACACUUCGACAGGAGCUGCUGCAACAAGUGCUGCAGCUCCAGGUGCAGGAGGAGGGACGCAACCUGCAGCUGCUCAGCAGAGAAACCGUCAGACCUCCACAGUGUUGUUCAGAUGGACUUGUUUUGUCUGCAGACUCCCAAAAGAUAAAGUUAAAAGGCAUUCAUGAACCACAGCGCUGAAGAUAACAGACUCAAGACAUGACAAGGUCCUUUGGAAGGAUAUCCUAGCUGGAUGAUGGAAACACCGGAGUCAGAGUACAUAUAAUCAUGUAACGUGAAAUGUGAAUCAGAUCUGUAGGAUAUGUGCAUCCGGUGAGCUGUGGUCUCCAGAAUAAAGCUGUUAACUGGAA
This is a messenger RNA of Oreochromis niloticus (Nile tilapia), 1622 nucleotides long. It is a transcript of the gene samd10a, whose product is annotated as sterile alpha motif domain containing 10a. The transcript has 7 exons. Gene Ontology annotation, biological process: cell surface receptor protein tyrosine kinase signaling pathway. The record is from RefSeq and is a predicted model, not a curated record. Gene Ontology annotation, molecular function: protein binding. Lineage: Eukaryota; Metazoa; Chordata; Actinopteri; Cichliformes; Cichlidae. The coding region runs from base 670 to 1452 and encodes 260 amino acids. Gene Ontology annotation, cellular component: cytoplasmic side of plasma membrane.